This is a messenger RNA of Necator americanus (New World hookworm), 2265 nucleotides long. RefSeq lists its product as uncharacterized. The coding region runs from base 1 to 2265 and encodes 754 amino acids. The record is from RefSeq and is a predicted model, not a curated record. The transcript is spliced from 19 exons. Gene Ontology annotation, molecular function: cyclin-dependent protein serine/threonine kinase regulator activity. Gene Ontology annotation, cellular component: cytoplasm; nucleus; cyclin-dependent protein kinase holoenzyme complex. Gene Ontology annotation, biological process: mitotic cell cycle phase transition; regulation of cyclin-dependent protein serine/threonine kinase activity. NCBI's taxonomy places the organism in Eukaryota, Metazoa, Nematoda, Chromadorea, Rhabditida, Ancylostomatidae.
AUGGAGCGUAGCGAUUGGGAUCGUGUGAGGAUCCUUGCUACCGCCACCCAUCUCUGCACAUCGCCAUGGUUCACCUCGAUUCCAACCGCUUUCCCCACCGCACCGCUUCAAGUGCAGCCGCUGGCGCAACUUUGCGUAAGCCACAGCGCUCGAAGCUGCGCAGGAAAUCUAGUGGUUGUAAUCGACGUGGGACCAUCUCCAACUGCAGCGGGAAUUAUUAUUUUGUUUGUUAUAUUAUUGAUGGCAAGCAAAAAAUCCACCUUUAUGAGUCAGCGUCCGAUUGUCUCUCGUCCUCCAGCACUUAUUCUACCUACUCUAUCAUCGGCAGAUCACUCCCUUCCACAGACCAAUUCUUUUCUCUCAGCAGAGAAACGUGACGCUUUUUACCACAGUAUAAAAGAGGAACCUGUAAAAGAUUAUGGAGAUCAACUAGCGGCACAAAGUAUAAACGACUAUCUUCACUACACCGAUAUAUAUUCGAAUGCAUGUAAAGCUUCAUUUGGAAACCAGAAAAUUCGUGCCUUCGAUUAUGUUUGUCCUUACCGCGCUUCGCAGAAUACUUCGGCAUUAUUUCCUUCAUUGGGCACGGAUAUUUCCAGCAAUACUUCACUAUGCAGUGAUUUUUCCGAGAAAACCGAACAUACCUCAAUUCAAGGGAGGGAUGUGGCACCGCGGGUCAUUAGUACAAUCACUGGGAUAAUUACGCCUGUAUCGUCACCAUUACCAGUCUCUAGACGAUCAGCAGCUCGCGGAAGUCAAUUAGCUGGCUACAAUACUUGCCAGCUAUCUGCGAAGGAUUCACAUUCGGAAGGGUAUUCGACAUGCUCUUCGAGCCGUUCCUGGACAAGCUCUGCUAGCUCAAACGGUCGAAAAUUCCCGAAUUUCACUACGUAUUCCCACCGAUCAGAGGAUGAUGAAGGAUUUCUCGAUCAAGGAUCAGGUUUGAGCCCGGUGGUGGACCCCUUAUCACUUCCUCUUCCACCUGCGGAAUACAUCGAUGCCGUAGAAGAAGGGUUCACUUCUUGUGACUUGAGCCUAACUCAAAAGAGCACCGGAACAAUAAGCGAUUUCUUCUCACAAAGUGGAAGCUCUUCUGGUUCACUUUCUCUUUGCGAUGGUCGGCGUCACCAACUGGACAAAUCUACGAAUUGCAGAGAAAAGAGCGCUAAUUACGACUCAAAUGCUUUUGUCAUACAUCCACCCUCUUCGGUGUCACUGCCGGAACUUGGAGAUAAGCACAGCCUUUCCGUUGAUAGCGCUGUGACGUCUGAUGUUUCUCCGGUACGCAGCCCUGUAGCCAAACGUGGCCGUUUUGGUCUUUGUGAAUCAGACGGGUACGAUCCCGGUGGUGAGAAAACUCAAAGUGAUAGCGUUGUUCUGGAUUUGGAAAGGUACUGUAAUGAGUACGCGAAAGAAACAUAUUUCUGGCUAUGUCACCAGGAAGCGACUAUUCAUGCUAUUGGCACUUCUUUUAUGGCAGCUCAAAAACUGGGUGGAGCAUCCGAAGCGAAUCGUCGCACAGCGAUAAUGAGAGCUAUCUCAGAAAUGAGGAAACUGAGGCAUACGGUGGAAUCCAUCCAUCUUGGUGCUUAUAUCAUGGACAAAUGUUUGGAUUCUUUUCACAUUGCAAGUGGAGCUUUGGUUGAUGUAUGUGCAGUCUCAAUGGUGCUUGGAACGAAGAUGGAAGAAUAUGACUCACUGAGACCAGGUAUAGUAGAUGGUCUAGCGGGUGCCUCUCGAGACAGGUCUCGUCUCUGUCAAAUUGAGAAACGAAUCAUUCACGAGUUAGACGAUGGGCUCUGUUUUCCUACACCUUUGGUAUUUGCUAAUUUUAUGCUAGCUUACAUUCGUAGCGACCAGGAACAAAUUCGUUUUGCUCACUAUCUUCUGGAAUUGGCGUUGUUGGAGUCUCGAUUUCGUGAUGAUGGAGGAGCUAGGGUGGCUCAUGCGGCUGUCUGUAUUUCUUUUGCGAUGGUCAAGAAGAAAGAUACAAUCUUCGACUCAGAAUGCCAGGCGCUACUAGACGUGGAAAUUCAUCUAUUUGAUCUCACAAAACUCCCAGUUGGCAGUACAAGGGACGUCAUGCGAGAAUUAGCUGUGGAAAUGGGCCGAGCUGUUGAGGAGAAGCAUCCAGUUUUGAUCGACUACCUUGCUGAAGACAACAAGCGUGUAUGUUUCUGUGAGAUUUCUCCAGCACUAUGGAAUUUCAUUUGUGGAGCGCAUGCCUAUCUAUGGGAGAGUUCUGCGUUGGAAAUCUUUGUCUGA